Messenger RNA from Eruca vesicaria subsp. sativa (arugula), 843 nucleotides. NCBI's taxonomy places the organism in Eukaryota, Viridiplantae, Streptophyta, Magnoliopsida, Brassicales, Brassicaceae. The record is from the annotation of a GenBank genome assembly.
AAAAAAGGAAGAGAAGAAGGUGAAAGAAAUAGAUGGAGAAAGAGAGCCAAAACGGUGCGUAUGUUGGAAGAGGAGUUAUGACGGAGGAGCAAAUGGAGACUCUCCGUAAGCAGAUCGCCGUUUACGCCGUUAUCUGUGAACAGCUCGCUCUCCUCCACAACUCUCUCUCUUCUUUCCAUCCCCUCUCCUCAGGAAUGAAUCCAAACGGUGGUGGAUACUUUGAUCCUAUGGUGGCAUCAUCAAGCGUUCAUAGGGUAUCAACUCGGAACCGAUGGACUCCGACGUCGAUGCAGCUUCAAAUACUUGAGAGUAUUUACGAGGAAAGAAGUGGAACACCGAAUAGACGGAGGAUCAGAGAGAUUGCAACGGAACUGUCUGAACAUGGACAGAUAACGGAGACAAAUGUUUACAACUGGUUUCAGAACCGGCGGGCUCGGUCCAAACGUAAGCAACCUCAGACGAGGGCAACAGCGAAUGAUCAGGCUGAAGAUGCGGCGGUGACGACGGAUGAGAAGAGGAGUUGUGGAGAUUCUGGAGGGUUUGACUCUUAUGAGCAUAUACUCUUCCCGAGUCCUGACUUAGGGAUUGAGCAUUUGUUGAGUAGAGGGGAGCUUUCUGGAGAGUUCAAUUCGUAUAGACUGACAUAAGAAAAACAAAGAAUGAUGAAAAUCUCUAGUCUCUACUCUUUCUCUUCUCCAUGUUUCUACCAGACUAAGCAAUAUAUUUUGUUGUCUUAAUUAAAAUGACAUUAUUAUGUAUGUGUUUGUGUGACUUUAGCCAGUGUUUUAAAGUAUUACACCAAAAAAGUGUUUUAUAGUAGAUUCUGUGUUUUGCAGAUUGUCA